AUUUAUUUACUUACGAAUACAUAGUAUCGCGUACAUGCAUAACAAUAUAACAUAUAGAUAUACCAUCGACUUUGACAAUUCCCACGUCAUAAUAAUUCGUUGAGCAUCUAAAUACUUCUUAUCCCGGCGUAAAUAAAAUAAUCAUCAAGGGGUUUUUAUAUUUAUAAAUUAAAGUCCAAGGAUAAUGAUUGCUCAUGAUAAAAGUUUAUAAAGUUUUUAAUAUCAUUAUUGAAUAAGUGAUUAUUAGAAAAUUUGUAUAAUACUAUAUUUGCAGAAAAAAUAAUAUUAAACCUCCAUUUAUUUAAGCGGUUCAAUAAUAUAUAGCAUCACUUGGAAAUGUUGAUUAAAGAAGAACCCCAGUGGAUGGGUAGUGGCGAUACAAAUUUUCUAAUGCAUCCAGAAUUUUCUUCUAUUGUUGUUGAUAUAGGUAUAUUCGUCAGUUAUGUUGAGUAUACAGUGUCAUAAAUUGUACAAAAAAAGAAAUGGUCAUUGGUCAUUGUUGUUCCUUUUAUUUAUUGAUAUCAUUGAAUUUUUCUUUAUCAUUUUCAUUCUGCUAUGAGAAGCGAAUCUUAUGAAAAAAAACCAUUGAAUCAUGAUCAAGAAUGUUCACUGCCGUCUAACGACUUGCUUGAAGUUUUGAGUAUGGAGCCAGAUAUUCAAAAUUUACUUGGUGGUCCAGAUCCUCUAAGUUGCGAUGAAACCACUGUUGAACUUAUGAAAGGAACAUCAUUUGACUCAUUUUCAUCAAUUGAUAGUUUCACAAAUUUUCCAGUUACUUUUAAUGAGUUUGAAAAUGUAUUUCCAAACAUUUACGAAACAGAAAGAAAUUUUACUAAUCAAAAUGAUGAAGUAAUGGAAAACGAAAUGAAAAAUCAAAAUUUUCCAUUGAGUCCAAGCCCGAGUCAUUCAGAAUCUAGUAGAUCAGAAUGGCAAGUUAAAACUUUCAAUCCUAUUGGCGUUAAAAACGAAUCUUUUUGUUCUUCAGCUGAUACAGGACUUUCAUUUGAUACACCACCAAUAUCUCCUCCACAAAAUGAAUCACCAACUGUAUCGCCAAAAUCAACAGAAGCUUCUAUUUUAUUACAACCACUCAAUCAUAAUUUAUUUAAUAAAAAUGAUAAAAUACUUGAUUAUUCGAUACACCACAAUCAACAGCUUGACUUUGGUUUAUCUAAUAAUAGUAAUAAUAAUGGUAAGCGAAUUUGUUCUGAUAUAGAUUUACAAAAAAAUUCAGAAACUGGUGAACAGCCUAGAAAAAUGAUUGUUUUGAGUCCUAAAGAUUUUGCCGCAUUAACAAAAAAAGUGAGGCAAAGUAAUUUAACAAUAGCUCAACCAAUAAAAAUUCAAACUGUUAAUGCAAAAUCUUCGGAUAAUCAAAAUUCUGCAACAAUUAAACAACAAGCUGAAACAAUUAAACUCACGCCAUUUAAUGGUUUCAGAGAUUCAAAUCAAAUCAAAAUUAUCAAUGCAUUUCCAACUAUAAAAAUAGAAAAUAAACCAGAAAUCAUUUCAACUGUUUCUGAGAUAAAAUCAAACAUAACUUGUCCAUCUUUAAUGAUUAAAAAUGAUAGUACAAACAUGACACCAAUAAUAAUGAAUAAUUCAAUUCCUCAAGAAUUGAUAAGUUAUUCAAAACGUGAAGAAGGUGAAAUAAAAGCUCUCAAAAGACAACAAAGAAUGAUAAAAAAUAGAGAAUCAGCAUGUCUUUCACGAAAAAAAAAAAAAGAAUAUGUAACAUCACUUGAGAGUCAAAUAUCAGAGCUUCAAGAAGAAAAUAAAAAUCUCAAAUUCGAAAAUGCUUCAUUAAGAGAAAGACUCUCGAGUCUACUAGAAACUUCAACAAAAUGUGUUGAAAGUAAAUUUAGUAAUGUCAAUAUUCAAAUAAAUAAAAAAAAUACAACUAUUCUUUUAGCUGUAUUUUGUCUUUUUUCAUUGAAUUUUACGUCAUUUUCAUUUGAUGAUUCUCGAUUAAAUGAAAUUCAACAUCCUUCUUUCUCCAAACAAAAACCGAGAAUGGGACGAUCAUUAUUAUGGAUCAAUACAACAGAGGAAGACAUCGCAAAUGAUGUAGUUAUUGAUGAUGAUAAUAACAAUAAAACAAAAUCAUUUCGUUCACUCGAUGAAAAAUUAAGACAACAUUUAAAAAUUCAUGGAGGUUCAUUAGACAAUGAAAACUGUGAAAAUGAUAUUAUAAAGUUGGAUAUCAAAUUGAAUAAUAAUUCAUUAUUAGCAGGAAUUCAAGAAAAUAAAUUUCAAAGACAGGAUGAUACACAUUAUUUUUUUUGGUUUAGUGAUAAAAUUUUUUGUUUUUUAGCGUCAUUGCGAAGUAGUGAAGUUAGACCAAAAAUAACAAUAGUUUUUCCAGUUAUUCCAAUGAAUGAAACAUACAAUAAAUCACCAAAUGAAAAUGUGACAAUGAUGCAAAUUGAAUGUGAAGUUACAAAUAUAUUAACACCUUUCAAUUUAAGUGAAUCAUCUAUUCAAAAAUAUCAGAAAAAAUGCCAACCAGAUAUUCCUAAGAUACCUGCUAAAAAAAAUCGAAGAAAAAGAGGAUUAAAUUUUUAAAUUGCUUGAAAAGCUUCAAUUUUUUUUUUUUUUUUUUUUUUUUGUACGUUAUUAUUUCAAAUUGAAUAUAUAGAAUUAAAUUGGCUGCUAAUUAUAAGCUAAAACAAUUUCAAAGAGUUAUAGAAAAUCAAAUAUCUAAUAUAAUGAAAAGGAAAAAAAGAUUUAUUAUUUUAGAAAUAUUAAAAAUAUUACGAAAAAAUAAGUAAUAUAUGUGUAAAUAAUUC
This is a messenger RNA of Aphidius gifuensis, 2789 nucleotides long. It is a transcript of the gene Atf6, whose product is annotated as cyclic AMP-dependent transcription factor ATF-6 alpha. The coding region runs from base 556 to 2565 and encodes 669 amino acids. The record is from RefSeq and is a predicted model, not a curated record. Gene Ontology annotation, cellular component: nucleus. Gene Ontology annotation, biological process: regulation of transcription by RNA polymerase II; endoplasmic reticulum unfolded protein response. Lineage: Eukaryota; Metazoa; Arthropoda; Insecta; Hymenoptera; Braconidae. The transcript is spliced from 4 exons. Gene Ontology annotation, molecular function: DNA-binding transcription factor activity, RNA polymerase II-specific; RNA polymerase II cis-regulatory region sequence-specific DNA binding.